AGGAGCGCGUGCACGGUCCGAAAAUGGCACCAAACACAGUUUGGGCGAUGUCUCUACAACAGAUUAGAAUUAGUGUCUAUUGAACAUAUAGUCAGUGUUACGUGUGUAUGGAACAAAACAUGAAAUACCGCGUGAAUUUAUUGGUAAUCCAUAAUAUAAUAAAUGGAUUAUAGUGUUUUAAAAGUGGAAACCAAUUAAUAGAGCCCCCCUUUCAAUUUGUAAUCGAAGUGUUGAUAAGAUAGCAACAAUAAGCCAAGAUGUCUGUAAAGAUGACGAGGUACAAGCAAGCGGAGUUUGAAGAAGAUGACAGCAGUAGUGUGGGUUCUGUCCAGCUGACAGAAGGGGUCUCUGCCACAACCACCCACAUCAGAUAUCACACAGGGACAACACUAUGGAAGACACGGAGCCUUUUAGAGAAGUGUCUUCUGGUACUUACUGCUGUACUCUUGCUCCUUGUGUUUCUUCUUGGAAUGUUACUCAGUGCCACAGGGAGAGGAGAACCAGCUCUGCAAGUACUACAUGUUGGACCACAUACUGCAGAUGAACAGUACUGUCUUACAGUCCCAUGUGUAACAGCAGCUGCAUCUAUGCUCAGCUCUUUGGACAUGAGUGUUAAUCCAUGUGAUGAUUUUUAUCAGUAUGCCUGUGGAGGUUGGGUGAGGUCAAAUCCGAUACCAGAUGGAAAGUCUAUGUGGGGCACUUUUGGCAAGCUUGAGCAACAAAAUCAGUUAGUUGUCAAGAAUGUUUUAGAAAAACCGUUUAUUGAACUGAAAAGCAAGGCAGAAGAAAAAGCAAAAAUGUAUUACUUAUCUUGUAUGGAUUCCAAUGAAACAAUUGAGGCCCUGGGAGCAAAACCAAUGCUAAAUUUGUUGAAAAAAGUGGGUGGUUGGAACAUAUCAGCUGUAGAUGGAAAGCCAUUUAAUGUAUCAGCAUGGGAUCUCCAAAAUACCAUCCAGAUUCUGCAGAAUCGUUACAACAUGGGAGGUUUGUUCUCAUGGGCUGUAGGAGAAGAUGACCGCAACUCCAGCAGACAUGUAAUACAAAUUGAUCAAGGAGGUCUGACACUUCCAACAAGAGAUAAUUAUUUGAACAAAACAGCAAAUCAGAAGAUUCUAGCUGCAUAUUUGGAUUAUAUGACAAAGAUUGGAGUUCUACUUGGAGGAGAGGAGAAUUCAACACGUGCACAGAUGGCAGCAGUGAUUGCAUUUGAGACACAAAUUGCAGAAAUCACCUCUCCUCCAGAAGAUCGCCGUGAUGAAGAGAAACUUUAUCAUCUUAUGCCACUUAGUGAAGUGCAGCAGACAGCUCCGUUUAUGUCAUGGCAGAAAUACUUCCAAGAUGCAAUGAGUCCAACAAAGAGGAAAGUGACAGGAAAAGAGAUGGUUGUAGUAUAUGCUCCUGAGUAUCUUUCAAAACUGUCAGCAAUUGUUACAAAUUAUACCCACACAACAGAAGGGAAAAUCAUUCUGAAUAACUAUUUGGUAUGGCAGACUGUGCGCAGCUUAACUGCAUGCCUCUCAAAAGCCUUCCGGGAUGCUUACAAAGGCCUACGCAAAGCUCUGGUUGGCUCUGAAGGUGGUGAAGAGCCAUGGAGGUACUGUGUUACGGACACCAAUAAUGUACUUGGAUUUGCUAUCGGAGCUAUGUUUGUCCGAGAAGUAUUUCAUGGGAAUUCCAAACCAAUGGCUGAGGCAAUGAUCAAUGAAGUAAGGGAUGCAUUCAAAGCUAACCUUAAAAACCUUACAUGGAUGGAUAACGAAACUCGAGAUGCAGCUGAGAGUAAAGCAGAUGCCAUCACAGAUAUGAUAGGUUUUCCGAAUUACAUUCUUAACCCUGACCAACUGGAUGACAAGUACAAGGAUUUAGAUAUCAGGCAGUAUGAAUACUUCGAAAACAACCUACGUGUGAACCAAUAUAACUUACGUCGUAAUGUGGAAAAACUUGACCAGCCAGUGAACAAGACUAGGUGGGGCAUGACUCCCCCAACAGUGAAUGCCUACUACACACCAACAAAGAACCAGAUUGUAUUCCCCGCUGGAAUCCUACAGGCUCCAUUCUAUGACAUUGAGCACCCCCUGUCCCUCAAUUUUGGUGGUAUGGGUGUUGUGAUGGGUCAUGAGCUCACCCACGCCUUUGAUGACCAAGGAAGGGAAUAUGACCAAAAUGGAAACCUGCAUCAAUGGUGGAACAACGAAACCAUAGCAAAAUUUAAAGAGCGUACUGAGUGUGUGGUGGAUCAGUACUCAGACUAUGAAAUUAACAACAAACACUUAAAUGGCAGGCAAACCCUAGGAGAAAAUAUAGCUGACAAUGGAGGUUUGAAGGCAGCAUAUCAUGCAUAUUUAAAGUGGGCAUCUGCACAUCAUGAGGAAUUGCCACUUCCAGGUCUGAAUCUUACUCACAGACAACUGUUCUUUCUUAGUUUUGCACAGGUAUGGUGUUCCUCUAGUACAGAUGAGGCAACAAAUUUGCAAAUUGAGAAAGACCCCCAUUCACCAGCUAGAUUCCGUGUUAUUGGUCCACUGUCAAAUCUACCAGAAUUUUCCCAAGAAUUCUCCUGUCCAAGUGGAUCAAAGAUGAAUCCAAAAAGUAAAUGUGAAGUGUGGUGAAAUGAAGACAAGCCAGCAGCAUUUAAGAAGUGAAUGAAUUGUGUUAGCAUAACAGAAACUACAAUAUUUAUUAAGGCAAUGGUGGCAGGAAGAUAUAGCUGAGCUAUAUUGAGAAUUUUCACUGAAGAAAGUACAGGGAAAUGAUUUUUAGAAGAAUAUAUAAAUAAUAAUGACAGCAACAGUAAGGACAGUAUAUAUAUUGUUACUGACAUCUGUAAUUUGAAUGUUCAAUUUUGAAUGAUGCAUAAUUUUGGUGUUAGAAAGCAGUGACUGAGCUCUCUAUAGACGACCACUUUAUCACAUAUAUAAAAAUAUUGCAGCACUUUCAUAGUCAUAUUCAGAUUCCUUUAUUUAUUGUUCAUCCUCAAACAUUCUACUAUAAUGGAGGACAAGCCAUCAUUAGUACAUCAUACCAAGAUGUAUUAUGAAGACCUAUGAAGAACUCAACAUCCAGGAUCUAAUUUUGAUAAUAACAAUAUGUUUUUCUGGUACCUGGUAUCCAGUAAGACAACCAAAGGAUAAUUCUCAUGACCAAUAGGGUUAUUUGAAGGUUAGGUACUUCACAGGAAGGCUAGGACCUAAUUCUGUUAUCUCAAAAAUAUUAAUUUCUAAUUUUUUUUUUGCAGUGAAUAUGUCAACUGUUAGUCAUGAGGAGGAUUGGCUACAUAUUAUGUUGUUUAUUGAUACAUCCAAAGGACAGCUUAAUUGCAAAGCAUAAUAUGCGCCAUUUCAUUUUUCUGAUGCAGUAUACUGCUCAACAAAUCAAAUGUAUAUCCUAUUGAGUCCAGAAAUGAGAAACCGAAAUGUGAGGAAUAAAAUAGAAUAAAAAUGACAGCUCUUUAUUCUUCUUUAAUUACUGAAAUUAAAAGAAAUACACCAUUCACUUGUGGAGAAGGAAAUAAAUUAUAGUGUUCAGCUAAAGGUAAUAUUUAUUUUGCCUUAUCUGUUACUGCUUUGUUAAACAAUAUUCUAUGCAGAAAAUAUUUAUCCAUGAACAGUGUCACUUGAUUAAAAUUUUACAACUAUAUCAGUAAAGUUAAAUGCUUUCAAGCAUAGAACAAUAUGGAAAAGAGGAAAUAAAUACCAUGCAAUCUGGAUGAAAAUUCUUUGAGAUCUGGACUUUCCUGUACAAAAUAUGACAGAAGUCUGUAUCUUCAAAUUUCAAUAUUAAUUCUUCAGAUAUGUAAAUGUGUUUUGUAUAUCAGUUUCUGUAGGCUUUCAUAAGAGCUCCUCUUACUUUUAGCUACUACAUACAUCAUUACCUCAUGAAUGUUUGCUCUUGAAUUCAUUUUCAGCAAUCAGAAGAAAGUAAUAAUUUGAUUUGUUUUAUUGGUAUUUAUUCAGCAAUGCAGUUUUAGAAUUAUAUGUUGAUGUCGAGGUAUGUAACAGUCAUAAAAUUAGUUAGUUUUAAUACCUUUGGCUUUAUCCAUCAUCUAAGCUUUAUAUUAUGCAAUGUUUCACUAUUUCAUCUUCAGGUGGUGUUUAGGGCUGGUCAAUAUGUCUAAUGAAAAUAAAACUACUGUUCUUUCCUAUACCAGUGACUUCAGACUAGUUCUAUCUAAUGGACCAGUCACAUUUGAAGAACCAACUUUUGUCACACUGAACUUUUUAUUGAAAAACCUAGAUGAUGGAUGAUGUCCAGGAUAUUAAAACACUCAGAAAUUAGUCAUAAUGUCAGUAAGAUUUCUGUCUGAAACAUGUGCCAUAACAAUUUUUGCUUAUGAUAGUAUAACCAAGAGAGAUGUUAAGUAGAAACUGGAAUUCCACUACUUUUGUAGAUGUAUAAUAAAUUUAUUUGUAAUGUACUGAAAAUCUGGCUCACCAAGGAAAAGAGAGCUUGAAGACCAUUGAUUACCAUAAAAAGCCACAGUUAAUAAGCAGUUAAAGCUGCUCUGUCAAAAAUUAGUUCAUAUAAAAUGUCACUAACCCAGAAGUGAGUUAUUAAAUACAAAUGUGAUGAUUUUUGUGUCCAGUGAAACUAGAAGUUUAUUACUUUCUUUCUGAAGUAACGAAAUAUUUUACAUCCUUUCUCAAUUGCUUAACCGAUUUUAGUCCAUUGUGAAAAGGGGAGAAGAGAGGGCUACAGCUUACAUUUUGCAAUAUAUCUUGAUCAUGAAAUAUUUUCCUUUUUGCAUUUGUGUAGAAGAUUUUGAUUAUAUUUUGAAUUAAAUAAGCAUAACGCAAGUCUGAAGCCAUAUAGGUAGAGGGGGUAAGAAAUGAAGGUUGCUGAAUGUUGUCUUAACAUUGAAAUCCUAAUAGAAAAUGACACCUGUUCCACAUUCUUGGAUUCUAUUUGUUAUUACUACCACCAGAUAUUUUGAAUAAUGGAAACUGCCCACGUGCACAUGUAUAAGCCUUUUUUUCUCUCUCGUCCUAAGCUCAUCACUCACUUCUGAGAUAUAA
This is a messenger RNA of Cryptotermes secundus, 5012 nucleotides long. RefSeq names its product endothelin-converting enzyme homolog (gene Nep3). Gene Ontology annotation, molecular function: metalloendopeptidase activity. The record is from RefSeq and is a predicted model, not a curated record. NCBI's taxonomy places the organism in Eukaryota, Metazoa, Arthropoda, Insecta, Blattodea, Kalotermitidae. Gene Ontology annotation, biological process: protein processing. The transcript has 15 exons. Gene Ontology annotation, cellular component: plasma membrane. The coding region runs from base 258 to 2609 and encodes 783 amino acids.